AUGCAACGAACUCUUGAGUAAAGGUAAACCACUGAAUAAAUUAGGCGAAAUAACAAUUAAAAUAAUGCAGAUCUUCUUCUUUCAGUUUAUGAAUUAACUGCAAGGUCAUCUUUAUAAAUUGGACAAAGACCUAGAUAAUAGAGUCAAAGUAGAGAAAAAUAUAAAUUUAAAUAAUGCGAAUAAAAGAAAGUAGAUUUGAUGAGUAUAUCAUCACCAGGAAGCUAAAAAAAGCUACCUCUUUCACCUUAGUUAAAAUUAUAAUCUCCAAGGGAACCUGGCUUAAUUUUUAAUUUAAUUAGAGCAGCUAAUAAUGCAAUUGAAAAUAACACUGAUGACAAGAUCAUUCGAACCUAUAUGUAAAUUAGAACAUAAGUGGAAAUGAGAUUGGAUGUCUUAGAAUCUGCUGAUUCAUUAGCUGUGUAAUUAGAAAAGAUUAAAUAAGAGAAUGAUACCUUAAGAAAAAGAGUUAGCGAUAACAUCAAUUCACAAUCUCUAUCCAAUCUGGCAUAAUUAAAGAUGCAAUUGUAGAAGGCUGAAAAAAAGGCAGAAAGUAGAAAAGUGUGUAUCAAGAAAUUGUAUUAGUUAUUAGACAAGAGUGAGAAGGAAUUGGAACUGUAUAAAUCAGGUAAGAAAAGUGCCAAAACAUCAUUCUCCAAAAAGAAUGAAUUGAAUGAAAUCUUAAAUGGAACUUAUCCAAAAAACAAAGAAAAUAUUCCAGAUACUUAUGAACCCAUGCUAUUAUCAUUGAUUAAGGAUAUUGAUUAGAAGAAUUAUGAAGCUAUUGAAAAUCUAUCAAAGAACAACAGUUUGAAUACAGAUGUCGAAAAUGAAAAGAACAAUCUCAUCUCAAAUUCAUUAAAAUCCUUUAAGCUUAUGUGUGAAUAGAAGGAAGAGAUUCUCAAAUAUUCGGCUCAAAUCUGUGAGAAUAAUCAAGAUCUAUGGAAAAAGUUUUUAGAAAUUGAUUUAACGUGCCAAAAACAGAUCUCUACACUUCGAUAAGCUAUUUCUGAAUUAGAAACUAAUAUUAAAUCUUAUUAUUAAUAUUUAAAUAAGAUUGGCCACAAUUCAGCAUAAAAAUUCCAGGAUGCUUAUCAAUUUUAAGGUGUUAUCGGUGAUAGUAUAGCAAAAUGGCUAAAAUAAUUAGGGGAAAUUCAAGAAAUCAUAAAUUAAAGAGAAUCUGAAUAAUAUGAAUUUUAAUAGUUUUAAGAAACACUAGUAAUGAGAUUAAAGGAAAUCAUUCAAAAUAAUAAAAUAGUUCAUAAACAAAAUGAUUUCAAGGGAUUGUUGGAUGCCAUUAAUGAAAGAUUGUUCAAUCAAUCUGAAGAAAUAUUACUAAUAAAUAAAGAAUUAAACAAUACUCAUAUCAAAGCCAAACAAUAGAUAGAAGAAUUACAAAAUAAAUUUAAAUUAGAAUUUUAAAAUUACGAAUUGCAACUAAAAAAUUAUAAAGAACUUUAUGAUCAACUUUCUAAUACAAAUAAGGAAUUAGUACAGAAGAAUGAAAACUUAUAAGUCGAAUUUAACAGAUAAACUUAGAUAAGUGUUACAGCAUUGUAAAAUAAGCAACAAGAAAUAUUAAAUCUGAAUGAAUAAACCAAAAAACUAAAAGAAGAUAUUACUAAAUCUUAAGAACUUAAAUUGACUUAUAAUGAACAAUAAACACAAAUAAACUAAUUCAAAAAAGAAAUCGAAAGAUUAAAUUAAGUUAUUUUAUAAAACUAGUCAAAAUCUUCCCAAUAGGAAGAAAAUCUGUUAACUGUUAUUGAAUAGAAUAAAUCUGAAAUUACUAGAUUACAUCAAUUAAUUAUUGAUCUUCAUAGUCAAAUAGAGCAAUCUGAUAAUCAAAUAUAAUUGUUGAAAGAGGCUGAAUAGAUUAUCAAAGAUAAAAUCACAAAAGAUAGUUUAGUUUACUCAGAUAAGGUUAAGAAAUUAUAAGAAAUUAUAUAAAAUAAGGAGAUUGAGCAUUCUGCUUUGGAAGAAGAAUAUAAAGCAAUUUAAUCAUAAAAUGUAGAAUUCUAUUCUCAAUAACAAUAAGAUUAAGAUACAAUUAAAUUAAUGAAAAAAGAUCUUUAGAAGAAUUAAGAAUAGUAUGAAUAAAAAAUUAAUGAAUUCAUUAAAUUAUCGGAAAGGUAGUUGGCUGAAAUUAAAGAUCUCUCUGAGAAGUAUUAAUAAGCAGAAAAUGAAAGAAGAAACUAAGAUGAAACUAUUACUAAACUCAAAAAAGAAUUACUAAAAUAAACUAAUGACCAUUAAAAGCAAGUCAAGACAUUGCAGGAUCAAUAAAAAUAAUCUUAAGAAAUGCUAUAAUAGAAAUUGUAAUCUUUUGAAAGACUCAAUGAAUAAAAUUAAAUGAUCAUUUGCGAAUAGAAGAAACUAUUACAUGAAUCAUAAGCCUAGUUACAGAAAGUCAAUUUAGAGAAUGAAGCAUUAUUAUAAAACAAUAGCGAAUCAAUGUAAUCAAUGAAAGAAUAGUAUGAAUUAUUAGCAUUAGAAUUAAAUUAGACCAAGUAAGUUGUACUUGAUCAAUAAGAACUAAUCUAAAAUUAAUAAUUAUUACAUCAUGAUACAUAAUAAGAAUGUUACAAAUUCAAAAAAUAAAUAGAACAAUAAGAUAUAGUUAAUAAAUAAAACCAAUCAGAAUUAGGUAAAACUAUAUAAGAUCAAAUAAAUCUCAUAAAUUAAUUGAAAUCUAAUCUUGAAGCAACUGAAAAAAGGCAUAUUGAGAAUAAGAUUACUGCAGAAUAAUUAUCUCAAACUUUAAUUACGACGUAAAGUGAAAUAACAUAAUUGAGAUUUGAAUCUACUUAACUUAAUAAUACUAUUGAACAAAAUUCUAAAACUAUUCAAGAUUUGCAAUCUUAGUUAUAGAUUGACUAGUAAUAACAUGAAAUUGAAUUAAAGUAAAUACAAAAAAAUUUAGAUUUGGUUUAAAACUAAAGUAAUUAAGAAAAAGAAUCUAUAAUAUUGGAACUCCAUAAAUAGAUCUAAGAAUUUUAAGAAUAACUUUAAAAUUAAAGAGAUUAAUACUAACAUGAUGUUUAAUAACAUUAAAUUUAGAUUAAACUUAAUUAAGAAAGAUUUGAUUUGGUUUUACAAUAAGAAAUCAAUCAAAUUAAUUGCUAAAUGGAAUAAUAAAUUUCAACAAAAGAAGAAGAAAAAUAAGGAUUCUUAGAUUAAAUUAAAGCACUAGAAAAUAAAAUAGUUUAAUUAGAUUAAAAGAACAAGGAAAUUUAUUUACAAUCAUAGUCAAAUUAAAAUUUAUAUCGCUAAUUAAUUGAAUAGUUAGAGACAUUAUAAUAAGAGUCUCAAAAUGAAUAACUAAAAUGGAAAGAUUUACUCCAAUAGAAGGAUGAAAAGAUUAGAACUAUUGAAAUAAAUUCUAAAUCUGAAAUCGGGAAAUUGAAUGAAUAGUUAAUACAUACAAGUGAAAGAAGAGCCUAAAUAGAAUAAGAUUAAAUCAAGUUGAUUGAGUAAGAACAAAUAACAAAUCAAGAGUUAUAAAAAUUGAAAGAAUAAUUAGAAUAGAAAUAAAAUGAAAUAGAUUCAAUUGAUAAAUUAUUAAAUGAAAGAGUUUUAGAUAAUGAAGAAUUGAAUGGUAAAUUAAUUUUGGUUUCCAAAGAAAUGAGUCUUUAUAAAGAUUAAAAUAAAGAUUUAUAGUCAUAGAUAUCUUAACAAUCAGAAUCAAAUUCAAAUACUAUAAAUGAACUUAAAUUUAAGAUAAAAGAAUAAGAUUUUCUCAUUAAUUAACUCUAAUCAUAAGUGAAAGAUUUCGAAUGUUAAAUGAAUCUACAACUAAGUGAAGUUAUAUUAUAAUCAAAGGAUCUGGUCAAUAAGAAAUAAUAAGAAUUGGAUAUUAGUUCAAACGAACUCACACAGCUGAAAAAUUAAUUUAUCAAAUUAUAGAAUGAAAAUGAUGAUUUAUUGAAGUAAAUUACAAUUUUACAAGAAAUAAAUAAUAACAAAGAUAUUUAAAUAAAUGAUUUUGAAAAUCAAGUCACUAAACUACAUGAAUAAGUUAAUACAAUAAAUAAUUAUAAUUAAUUGAAAUAAGAAGAAUUAGAUAAUGUAUUAAAUUUAUUAAAAAAUCGUGAAUAACAGAUUGCUGAUCAGAAUGAACUUAUAAAUAACUUGCAAAUAUUAUAAGUGAAAUAGGAAUAAGAUUAUAAUGAAAAACUUAACAAUUUAAAUUAAGUCUCAAUGUAAUCCAGCUCUGAAUAGAGUGAAUUGAAGUAAAUAGUAGAAUAAGUAUAAAUGGAGAAAGAAAAAAUUACAGAAGAAUUGCUAAAAAAGAAUGAAAAUUUGAAGGAAAUAGUGAAAAAUCAAUAGACUACUUGCCAAUAGUUAAAUGAAUAGUUGUCGUCUAAAGAUACAGAAUUAUAAGAAUAAGGAAUCUUAAUAGAAUAAUAUCAGUCAUAGGUAUUGUAAUUAAAUGAAGAAUUGACUUUAAUAAUGGAUGAAAAGUCACAAUAGAACUUGAAGAUUCAUUAAUUAAGGACUAACAUUGAGAAGAUCCAGUAAGAUUUAGAAGUCAAGAGUAUUUAGUUAUAAAAUAGUGAUUUAGAAUCAGAAAAUCAAAAGUAAUAAUUUGAAAGUUAAUUAAAUGAACUCGGAAAUCAAAAUAAAGAAUUAUUUGUUAGACUUAGUGAAUUGUAGGAGGAGAAUAGCACACUGAUAGAAUAAGUUAGAAAGAGAGAAAAUGAAUACAGAUUGAAGGUAUUUGAAAUGGGAGAGAAGAAUAGGUUUGAAAAUGAGGAAUAGAAUAAAAUUAAUUAAAUUUUAUAAUAGGAGUUAUCUAUUUCUGAAGUUAGUGAAGAAAAUGUUAUAAAUGCAUUAUCUUAGAUAAAGAAUGAAUUUUAAGAAUUAUUAGAUAAACAAUCUCAAUAUUCAACAUUGAUAUUUUAAUUAUACUCUGAGUUAUUAACAGACGAUGAAGAGGAAGAUGUUGAAAAGUAGAUAUAAGUUAUUAGUAAUCAAAUGGUUGGAUUAAUUGAUGUUAGAGAUAAAUAUAAGAAAAUAGAGAAUGAAUUUGAGGGAGAGGGAGAUAUACUUGUGAAAAUUAAGGAGUUGAAGUUAAGCGAAUAGAAGAAAUAAAGCAGCAAUUCAUAGGAUAUAAAAUCAAUAGAGGCUUAUUCGUAAUUGUUAGAUGGACUUAUGCAAGAAUUCUUACAUAAUAGAGUUAAUUUGACAAUGCAAUCUAUGAAAUCAUUAUUAACAGAGUAAUAAAGACAAAACGUUAAUGAAUAUAGAAAGAAGAUUGGGGAAUUGUAGAAUAAGUUAUUGUAAGCAGAAAAAUAAUAAAAAUGCAUUGAUGACACAAAAUUCAAUUUAUAACAGUAUUAAUAGAUUGUUGAUAAAUCAGAAUAAAAAGCAAUGUAUUAUGAGAUGGAGUGCAAGAAAUUAGUGUAAUAAAUAUAAGAGAUGAAAUAGAGAAUGCCUCAGAGAAUAAGUUUGAAUGACUUGGAUUAAGAUUAAUCAGAGUAACAUAGCUUAAAUAUUUUGAAUUUUUCAUUAAGACAAGAAAUCCUAUAUGGAGAUGAUUCGUUUUUUGAUAAUAUUAGUUAAAUUAAAGAUGAUGAUGUGCAUUCGAAAUGUCAGUAAUAGAUUUUUCACUUAGUUGAAGAAUGUUAGUUAUUGCAGGAAUAAUUAAAUAUGCAAAGAGAAGACAGAAAUGUUUAAAUUAAAUGAUAUAUUUUUUAUAAUAGUAAUUUACUUAAUUA
Molecule: messenger RNA, 5717 nt
Organism: Paramecium tetraurelia
Lineage: Eukaryota; Ciliophora; Oligohymenophorea; Peniculida; Parameciidae
Exons: 6
Source: RefSeq, a predicted model, not a curated record